AUGGUGAGACAGAAGCAGCAAUUAAAUGCUCGAGCUGAACCCGAUCAAGAAUUGGAAUCUGAGCCCAACAGGGCACGACGACCAGGUGAAACAGAAGCGCAGGCAUUAAAGAUACGCCGCCUUGACGCCCAACGUGGUUCAAGAAACAGACAAAUGGAAACGGUAGAGAACAGAGCUACACGCCUUGAAAGACGACGAGUUUCUCGAGGAGCGCAGCCAACACCAAAUAUUGCCUUAAUAGAUGAACUUGAUGAAAACGUUGCACCCUUAGACUACAUAGGUCAUUUAAACGAGGAAUGUGUAUUCUGCAAAGCAAAAUAUUUCAGUAAAGAGAAAACUACUACGGGAAUGUAUAAUACAUGCUGCAAUGGUGGCCAAGUAAGACUAUCAAAUUUUGUUGCAAAUGAUGAAAUAAAUAAACUUUUGAAAGGCGAAGACCCAGAUUCUAAACAUUUUUUAGAAAACAUACGAUCAUACAAUAGUGCAUUUGCAUUUGCAUCUGUUGGAGCUCAAAUAAGCUUGCCUCCUGGAAAUGGUCCAUUUUGUUUCAGAAUUCAUGGACAGAUUCAUUAUUUAACUGGAACAUUGCAUCCAUUGCAAGCAGGAGAACCAAGAUCAUAUUCUCAGUUAUAUAUUCUUGAUGCUGAUGAAGCUAACAAUCAGAGAAUGAAUGAACCAGCCAAUAGGGCAUGUCACCGCCAUAUUAUGGCGAAAUUAUCUGAAAUAAUGAAGACAAAUAAAUUUGCCGAAGCCUAUGAAAUGCUAUACGAAGUCGAGAAAAGACAUAUUGAUAUUGCCAGGGAUGAAGGUCGCGAACCUAUUAAUGUUUCGAUGUCAAUUAAACAAAACCGAGGAACUGAUAAUCGAAGAUAUAAUGUGCAAGCAUGUAAUGAGGUUGCUGUAGUAUUUAGCAGCGCUGAUGGAGAACCACCACUUGAACGUGAUUUGAGAAUACAUUUGAGACCGCAAGUACGUGAUGAAUUCAGUCCUAUCUUAAGUGCAGGAAAACUUACCCAACAAUAUUUUGUCGAUGCGUAUGUUAAGGCAGAAGCGAAUGACCUUAAUUGGGUUCGCCAAAAUCAGAAAAAGAUAACAGCAGAAACAUAUGAAAAUUUAGUCAGUCACAUUGGAUCCGUGGCAGAAGAAGAAGGUUUGAAUCCAGGAAAACAAGUAAUUCUUCCCUCAUCCUUUCAAGGGAGUGCAAGAAACAUGAAUCAAAAUUACCAAGAUGCUAUGGCAAUUGUCAGUAAAUUUGGAAAGCCAGACUUAUUCAUAACAAUGACCUGCAAUCCCAAGUGGGUUGAAAUAACUGAAAAUUUGAGACCUAACGAGAGAUCAGAAAAUCGGCCCGAUUUGGUAGCCAGAGUUUUCAAUAUGAAAUUAAAAGAAUUACUUCAGGAUCUGAAAAAGAAAAAUAUAUUUGGACAAGUAAUUGCUAUGGUUCAUGUUAUCGAAUUCCAAAAAAGAGGGCUACCACAUGCUCACAUGUUAAUUAUUCUUCGGAAUGAAGAUAAACCUCACACAGUAUCGCUCAUUGAUAAAAUUGUCAGUGCUGAAAUUCCAAACAAAGAAACUCAUCCUCGAUUAUUUGAGGUAGUUACAAAAAACAUGAUUCAUGGACCUUGCAAUACUCCAAACUCAAGAUCCCCUUGCUUAGAAGGAGGGAAAUGCAGAAAAGGGUUUCCAAAGCCAUUCCAGAAUGAGACAGUUGCAAGCAAUAAUGGAUAUCCUUUGUACAUGAGACGCCAAAGGCAAGCGGUAAAGACGAACAACAAUGUAGAGGUUGAGAAUAGUUGGGUAGUCCCAUAUAACCCUUUUCUGAGUUUGAAAUAUAACUGUCAUAUAAACGUUGAAGUUUGCGCCUCGAUAAAAAGUGUCAAGUAUUUAUACAAAUAUGCAUACAAAGGUCAUGAUUGUGCAAGUAUUGAAUUGCAAACUAAUAAAUCAGACGAGUUGAAGAAACAUGUCGACACGAGAUAUGUCAGCCCACCUGAAGCAGCUUGGAGAAUUUUUAAAUUCUCAAUGCAUGAGCAGACUCAUUCUAUAAAUGUUUUAGCAGUUCAUUUACCUGACCAGCAAAAUGUAAACUUUCAACCAGAAAACAUUGAAAGUGCAAUUGAAAGAGCAGGAAAUAAAGAAUCAACUUUAAUGGCUUGGUUUACACUAAACAAUGUGGAUGCUACCGCGAGACAAUAUAAAUAUACUGAAAUUCCAGAACACUUUAUGUUUAAUAAAGCCCAAGGCAAGUGGACAACCCGAAAGCAGGGAUUCGGAUCUACAAUUGGACGAAUGCAUGGAGCAAGUGUGCGAGAUGCUGAACGAUACUUUUUGAGAUUGCUGUUGUUGCACGUGAGAGGUGCAAAGGGUUAUCAUGAUCUGAGAAGGUAUAAUGAAAUUGAAUAUCCAACGUUUUACGAGGCAGCACAAGCCAGAGGCUUAGUGGAAAAUGAGAAUGCUUGGGAUGACGCAUUAACUGAAGCAAGCUUAGCUAAAUUACCUAAGCAGCUAAGGGAACUUUUUGCAUACAGUUGCAUAUUUGGUAUGUCCCCAAAUGUUUCAAACUUAUGGAAUAAGCACAAAGAUAACUUGGUUGAAGAUUUUGCUCUUAAACACAAGCAUCCAGCAAUUGACCAGUGUCAAAUAUACGAAUCAUACGCACUACGAGAUAUAGCGGAUAUACUAAUUACCCAGGGUAAAAGGUGUUCUGAUUAUGGUCUCAGAAAUCCACCACGAGAUUUACCUUCGGAUUUGAAUACUCUCGAAGAAAUCGAAAAAGAACGAACAGAGGGUGAACAAUUGAGAUUGACUCUCAACAAUGAGCAGCAAAUUGCAUUUGAUUCUAUCAUUGAAGCAAUGAAUUCUAAAAAUCAUGCUUCUAAAGCAUUUUUUCUUGACGGUCCAGGGGGCAGUGGAAAAACUCAUCUGUAUAAAACUCUCUUGAGUGUUACAAGAGGUCAAGGGAAAACUGCUUUGCCUGUUGCUUCCACUGGAAUUGCAGCAAAUUUAUUAAGAGGCGGUAGAACAUCCCAUUCUCAAUAUAAACUUCCAUUAAAAAUUAACGAGGUCUCAAUAUCCGGAGUUAAAGUGACCUCAGAUGAAGCAAAAAUGAUUAAAGCAUCCAAAAUCCUCAUUUGGGACGAAGCACAAUGGCACAUGCACAUGCGUUAA
Messenger RNA from Folsomia candida, 3168 nucleotides. RefSeq lists its product as uncharacterized. The coding region runs from base 1 to 3168 and encodes 1055 amino acids. Gene Ontology annotation, molecular function: DNA helicase activity. The record is from RefSeq and is a predicted model, not a curated record. Lineage: Eukaryota; Metazoa; Arthropoda; Collembola; Entomobryomorpha; Isotomidae. Gene Ontology annotation, biological process: DNA repair; telomere maintenance. The transcript is spliced from 2 exons.